AUGUGUCCUGCAUUCUGGUGGAGCAGCACCUGCAGACGGGAAACCAGCACCAAUGAUCUAUUCGGGCCCGAAUGGACGCUGGUGCAUUUUGCCGAUAAUCAGCCUAGCAAGACCAACACGUCCGUUGCAAGCGACCAGUUUCUCGCUGUGGCUUCCAGUCUCGGACCGUCUCUUUCUCGUGCUGUUAUUGCGGAUGAGCCGCAGGUCCACCGUAUCUGGGAACGGAAUCUCGUCCUUGUUCGUCUGGACACGCAUGCUGCUUGGUGA
Molecule: messenger RNA, 267 nt
Organism: Penicillium alfredii
Lineage: Eukaryota; Fungi; Ascomycota; Eurotiomycetes; Eurotiales; Aspergillaceae
Exons: 1
Coding region: 1-267 (88 amino acids)
Source: RefSeq, a predicted model, not a curated record